AAGGAGUGAUAAAAUAUGGCAGGAAGCUCAUUGGAGCCACUGACCCACAGAAAUCAGAAAUCAGCCAUGGGAGAGAUUAGACUUUUUGGUGUAAAUUCAGACUGUAAAACCCUUUAUCCAAGAAAGCAUGCCUGGAACAAAGUUGCGAAUAUAUUAUUUCUGGAGUCCCCAGCAGCCACUUUAUCACAUGAGCUUGCCCCAAAGCCAUCUGACCUAAAUGGAACAGUAGUCCUCAAGCACACCGCCAUCCCAGAAUGGGAAACCUCCGGCUUCGUUGAGUACAUAAAAGCCGGCCAAAAGCAAGGUGACAUGCUGCUGGUGGUGCCGGAGGGAGCCGCAGCGGUCCGGCUUGGCAACGAGGCCUCUAUCAAGCAGAGGAUGCCGGUCACCAAGGGAAUGUACUAUUCCCUGACGUUCAGCGCUGCCAGGACUUGUGCCCAGGAGGAGACGCUGAACGUGUCGGUGGCACCGGAUUUUGGGGUCUUGCCAAUGCAAACAUUGUAUAGCAGCAAUGGGUGGGACUCGUACGCGUGGGCGUUUCAGGCAGAGGUGCCGGUGGCAGAGAUUGUUAUUCAUAACCCUGGGGUGUCGGAGGACCCAGCUUGUGGACCCCUUAUUGAUUCAGUUGCAAUCAGAGCUCUCUAUCCUCCCAGAUUAACCAAGUUGAACAUACUGAAAAAUGGGGGUUUUGAAGAAGGACCAUACAUAUUCCCCAACACAUCUUGGGGAGUCCUAAUCCCCCCAAACAUAGAGGAUGAUCACUCUCCCCUCCCCGGUUGGAUGGUCGAAUCCCUCAAAGCUGUCAAAUACCUCGAUUCUGACCACUUCUCUGUCCCCCAGGGAAAGCGUGCCAUUGAGCUCGUGGCAGGAAAAGAAAGUGCCAUUGCUCAAGUGGCCCGGACCAUCCCUGGCAAGACCUAUGAUCUCUUCUUUGCGGUGGGUGAUGCUAGCAACUCUUGUGAAGGGUCCAUGAUUGUUGAGGCUUUUGCCGGUAGAGACACCAUUAAGGUACCCUAUGAGUCCAAGGGCAAAGGAGGGUGCAAGCGCGCAGUGCUUAGGUUCAUGGCCACUACAACACGGACACGUGUCAUGUUUUACAAUACAUCAAUCAAUAAUACAUUUCUCUAUUUCUUUUUAUACAUUGCAUUUUCUACAAUUUUAGAGAACUGUAAAUAUAAGAGUGCAUUCUCACAUAAUCCACUUAAAAUGUUUAGUGAACAAUAA
This is a messenger RNA of Camellia sinensis, 1224 nucleotides long. Lineage: Eukaryota; Viridiplantae; Streptophyta; Magnoliopsida; Ericales; Theaceae. The record is from RefSeq and is a predicted model, not a curated record.